Penicillium vulpinum is the source of this 825-nucleotide messenger RNA. RefSeq names its product bZIP transcription factor. The transcript has 2 exons. Lineage: Eukaryota; Fungi; Ascomycota; Eurotiomycetes; Eurotiales; Aspergillaceae. Bases 1 to 825 code for a protein of 274 amino acids. Gene Ontology annotation, molecular function: DNA-binding transcription factor activity. The record is from RefSeq and is a predicted model, not a curated record. Gene Ontology annotation, biological process: regulation of DNA-templated transcription.
AUGAUUCGACUGGAGAGCCACGACAUGCUUACGUCUAGACAUGACUCGAAUCGACCUGAGGCUCCUUCAUCUAAAAGUCCCAAGAAGCGAGUCCUCACACCAGCCCGAAAAGAACAAAAUAGGAUUGCACAAAGGGCUUAUCGGGAGAGGCAGAGAGAAAACCGAAAAAGUUCCAACACCCACGUGACGCGAGCAAAGAGGCUUGCACCGCGAUCACCACCAGAGUCGUCGGAGUCAGAACCAAACGAUCCCCUGGUCACUUUUUUGGACACUGUGGGCUCACUUGAUACGCCAUCCUCAACACUUUCCGUUGUCAAGCAUGGCAAUGAUGCUUUGUCAACUUCGCCCGCUGAUUUCUGGAUGAAUACGCUUGAGACCCCGCAAGUCACCAUGUGGGCAGCCAUAUUCAGCAAUGCCAUCUGUCUAGGGCAUGAUGUCGAACUACUAUCAGCCUGUAGCCUGACAUACAUGUCACCAUUUUACAAACCAAUCACGCCGCAAGACAACCCCCGGGACCUGGUAAUAUCGGCUAUGAAACCCUCCAUUCCUAUUCACCUCCAGCCAACGAUGGCUCAAAUCCUGGUUCCUCACCACGCCAGUCUGGAUUUGAUCCCCCUGCCUAUUCUCAGGGACCGUGCUAUCAUGAUGUGUUUUGCCAUGCCUGAUAUCUUUGAUCUCUGGGACUUCAAGUUGGACAUUUACACACGAAAUGCACUUGUUUGCCACCGACAUCGUCCUGAUAAGUCCUGUCAUCCGUGGGACCCAAAGAGCUGGGAGGCUAUGCCUUGGUUUUUGAAGAAAUGGAGUCCAGCGGUUGAUCAAUAA